Knipowitschia caucasica is the source of this 2376-nucleotide messenger RNA. Lineage: Eukaryota; Metazoa; Chordata; Actinopteri; Gobiiformes; Gobiidae. The record is from the annotation of a GenBank genome assembly.
AUGCAGGAGGAGUCCGGAGAGACGGUGAGCAGUGAAACCAAUGGGGUGGCUUUGUGGAUAUGCCCCCUGUGUCAACGAGGACAAACUGACAGAUCCUCCCUAUCUUUGCACCUUACAGAGCAACACAGGGUUCUUCCUUCUUGUGUUGAGAAGCUGUUGGACAUUGCCAGUCUAAGACAAGCAGCUCGAGCACAUGACGCCACAGGUGCUCAAAACUCUUCAGAAACACGUGAAGACAAAGAAAUGGAGGAGGAGAAAGUAAUGGAUCAGGAAAAUGGGGAAUUGCAGCUCAAGACAGAAGAGGAGGGACGGCACCUUACAGCAGCCAAACGCCAAGCUACAUCUAGGAUGAAGACUGGCCGGGACGCCGACUCACAAAGUCCCCCAGUUCCCGUCCUAUCACGGCCAUUUGUAUCAAACAAACCCUACCAGUGUGCUACAUGCAGAGUCUCCUACAACCACGCCAUCACUCUCGAGAGCCAUAUGAAGUCUGUCUUGCAUCAAACGCGAAGUAGAAAUGCAGGAAUAGUUGAAAAUGUGGCAAGCAAAUCUGGGAACAGUCCGUUGGUCACAGCUGCUCCUCCUGCCGGUUUACUGGUGUCCUCUGCAAAAGACGCAGAGCAGAUUCAGACUUCACAAGUGGCUCCCUCUUUGCUCACCUCCCCUGUGGCUUCAGCGCAAGCCGUCUCUGCCUUCCUCACUCUAUUAACAUCCAGCCCGAACACUCUGUCCCACUCCAUCCUGCCUUCCCUCUUUGCUGCCGGUGCCACUGGUGCCGCGGCACCACAGCUCGUGCCUCAGCCUCAAAUGGUCAUGCCCUUUAUUUUGAACGGGCUCCAGGCUCAAACCCAGCAGCUCCCAGAUAACCAGCAAAGUCCUCUCCUGACACAGUGCGUGCCAUUCUUGGACCUGGAUGAUGGUAAAGCAGUGAGCCUGGCCCUCUCCCCAGCAGGUGCAGACAAGAGCCUCCGCAAUAACCACCUCUCGCCUUCUGUAUCCAUGCCCAGCAACUCCAGUCCGAGUCCGGUCCAUUUUAACCUCACACUAAGCCCUGAUUCUACCCCUCAAAAAUCACAGUCGGAGUCUCGUAGUGAAGCUGAUGCGGCAAGUCCUCCUCGUGAUGACUGUGAGGCACUAGGCAGAGAGGUGGGGUUAUCUGAGGAUGAGAGUGAGCCAGUACCUGUGAAGGAGGUGAAGGAGGUGAACAAAGUAACUAUGGUGAAGAAAAUCAUCCCAAUUAAACCGAAGGAGGUACUUCCCUCCACUGCUGUGCUCGCUCCCUCUGCCGCGCCAAAGAUCAAGCUUGAGACCACCAGCAAUGUUACAAUGGUUAAAGCUCCUCCCAAAGUCAAUGACCCUGUCGUUUUGCUACCGCCUAAAGACCCCUCUGUAGUGCCACGACCAGCUGAAAAGAGAAAACUAGAGGUGAGUGAAGAGGAAGUGACGGAUGAUGAAAAAGAUGAAAACCAAACCGCUCUUGGACCAGGAAGCGUCAACCGCAUGGUGCCCAAGAUGCCCACGACACCAAUCAACAACAGGCCUUCUGCCACCACUACCGCCAUCGCUGUCUCGCAGAAGCAGAACGGAAUCAACUAUUGGACACCGAAACUCCCCAUUAAGAUAAACACUUUGUCAAGAGAGCAGCUUGCACUUCCAUCUCACCCGCCGCCUCGUUGCCUUGCUCCACCCCCCACACCCACGAUCGCUCCGGUCAGCCCAAACACGCCCAACCCUGCAAAAGUGACCAGUUCACACAGUCUCACUCCAGUUGCUAAAUCUAGUCCGACAGAGAUGUUUUUGUCCCACUCUUCAAGCCGCAGACCACGCACUCACCUGUCCUGCCUGCAGCUGUCAAUCCUGCAGUCGUGCUACGAGACCUGCGCGCACCCAAACUGUUUGGAGUGUGAAGCCAUCGGCGCAGAGCUCAACCUGCCGCUCAAAGUGGUGCAGAUCUGGUUCCAAAACACACGAGCCAAGGAGAAGCGCUGGAAACUGCAGCAAGAGAAAAUGACAACCCCUACAGGUGAGAAGAUGGACACAACUUCAGGAAGCUAUCUCCAGUACAGCGCACUCAAAGCUAAUCGUCCCAUUCUUCCAAAGCCGGUGCACCUCACCACCAAUGUUCCUGCUUCUUCCAUAGUGGGCGGGCAGUCAACGAAAGAGUGCCUCACAGGGCACUGCGACGCUUGUGAUGUGUCUUUUGAUUCUCGGGCUGCAGCAAGAGAGCAUGUCUUCUCCCAGCACCACCUGGCCAUUCUGAAAACCACUAACUUUGGGCAGCCAGUGCCUCUCGUCAAUAAAAACGGUGCCAGUAACAGUGGAUCCAGCGCUGGGUCUGGAGCGACUCCGCAAACGGCCACCAGCAGCAACAGCUAA